GAACACAAAAAUGAGCAGUACUAAUAAUUCUAACAAUCCAGCACCAUCUAACCCAGCACCAUCCAACCCAGCACCACCUCACUCAACACCGUCUAGCCCAGUAGCGUCCAACCCAACACCGUCUAACCCAGUACCCUCUAAUCCAAGGUCGUCUAAUCGAAGGCCUCAAUACAGUAAUAGAACUUGUAAGUAA
Messenger RNA from Dentiscutata erythropus, 193 nucleotides. Lineage: Eukaryota; Fungi; Glomeromycota; Glomeromycetes; Diversisporales; Gigasporaceae. The record is from the annotation of a GenBank genome assembly.